GAUACAUUCAGUUCGUAAAGGGAUACUUCAGGCCAGUCCUCACCAAGGAGGCUGAAGAUAUAAUCUCACGCUAUUACCAACUUCAGAGAAGAUCUACAGUACACAAUGCAGCAAGGACGACUGUGCGCAUGUUGGAAAGUCUGAUCCGUCUAGCUCAAGCACAUGCAAGACUUAUGUUCAGAAACAAGGUGACGCGCUUAGAUGCUAUAACAGCAAUUUUAUGCAUCGAAUCAUCCAUGACCAUUUCUGCCAUUGUGGACAAUGCCGGGAAUGCUCUGCACUCAAAUUUCACUGAAAGCCCUGAUCAGGAAUAUGGUGAGCAAGAAAAGAUAAUCCUUGAAAAGUUGAGAUCAAGUGAUGAAUAUCCAGAGAUCGACAUGGAAGAAUCAUGAAGAUGAAUAUUUACCAAAAGCGAAACAACGCCAGUUUUAUGUAUCACAAUGGCAAAUAUGUAUGAUUUUUAUUAUUAAUAUUCUUAAUGCAUAAAUGUUGUCAAGAAUUUGUGGCAGGGACACUUUUGCAGACGUUCUAUCUGCUAGAUUGUCUAUUUGUUGUUCGAAGCCUGUAAAUAGAAAUUGCAUUGUUCA
Carica papaya (papaya) is the source of this 587-nucleotide messenger RNA. NCBI's taxonomy places the organism in Eukaryota, Viridiplantae, Streptophyta, Magnoliopsida, Brassicales, Caricaceae. The record is from RefSeq and is a predicted model, not a curated record.